Messenger RNA from Ilyonectria robusta, 1890 nucleotides. Its product is annotated as methyltransferase TYW3-domain-containing protein. The coding region runs from base 1 to 1890 and encodes 629 amino acids. Gene Ontology annotation, cellular component: cytoplasm. The record is from RefSeq and is a predicted model, not a curated record. Gene Ontology annotation, molecular function: phosphoadenylyl-sulfate reductase (thioredoxin) activity. The transcript has 3 exons. Lineage: Eukaryota; Fungi; Ascomycota; Sordariomycetes; Hypocreales; Nectriaceae.
AUGCCAGCCACCAUCACUCAGUCAUCCUCCCAAUCAUCCUUCGCGGACAUCAAGAUGGAGUGCGAGUCAGGAUAUGCCUCUGGCCAAUCAUCAGAGUACGCCUCGCCCUCGUCAUCGACCAUCCUCCCUCAGGUAUCCCUCACCAAGGCCCACAUCAACCACCUCAACGACAUGUUGGAACCUAUGCACCCCAUGGACAUCCUCCGGUUUUGCAAGGUCAUGUUCCCCAACCUGUACCAGUCGACCGCCUUCGGCCUGACCGGCCUCGCCACGAUGGACAUGCUGUCCAAGAUCCAGUCGGAGCAGCCCAACUCCCCGACCGUCGACCUCAUCUUCCUGGAUACCUUGUAUCAUUUCGAUGAGACCCAUCAGCUCAUCGAUAGAGUCAAGGAGCGAUACCCCAACGUGCCUGUGCAUAUCUUCAAGCCCGAUGGCAUUGACAGUGUUGAGCAGUUUGAGGAGACCUAUGGCAAGGAGAUGUACACACACUCAUCCGAGAUGUACGACUGGAUUGUCAAGGUCGAGCCCCUCCAGCGGGCUUACCAAGAGCUCAAGAUCGCUGCCGUGCUCAACGGACGUCGUCGAUCUCAGGGCGCUGCCCGUGGAUCUAUUCCCAUCAUCGAGCUCGAUGAUGAGCGGGGUGUUUUUAAGAUCAACCCCAUGGCCGCUUGGUCAUUCGCCCAGGUCAACAACUAUAUCAAGGAGAACGACGUGCCUUACAACGCCCUGCUUGACCAGGGCUACAAGUCCGUUGGCGACUGGCACUCGACCGUCCCCGUCGGCGAUGGCGAGGAUGAGCGUGCCGGCCGAUGGAAGGGCCAGGCCAAGACCGAGUGCGGAAUCCACAACAAGAAGUCGCGGUACUCUGAGUUCCUCGCCGAGAUGGAGCGCAAGCAGCAGGAGGAGCAACUGUCUGCCGCCCUUGAGAAGGUGGUCCAGGCUCAGGCCCAGACUGGUCUCGCAGCCGCCGCGCCCGCAUUCGUCGACAAGAAGAGGCGGAUUCUCGACCAGCUCGCAGUCCCGAGCGCAGACUACGCUGAUGCGUCGCCCAAGGGCUCUGUAGACGUGGGCAUCCGCGACCUCAUCGACGAGAUCAACCAGGCUGCCGGGUUUGUCACGACCAGCAGCUGCGCGGGACGGGUCAGUGUCUUUCUCGAGGGCCGGCGCGUAGCUGAUGCGGAUGCCGAGGAUGAUCAAAUAGCCGGCGUGGGUGGAAAGGGUGCGGGAGGAACGUGGCUGUUCGUCUCUCAUGACCCAGUACCGGACGCUGAUGGUGAUGCGGACUGGGCGGGUGUUUUGGGACUGGGAGAGUCGGAAGAUGCUCACGAUGUGGCAGAUGUGGUCAAGGAGAGGAGACUUAUUCAUUUCAAGUUUGAGGCCAUGAUUCUGCAUGUCCUUACCGCAUCCCCGGAGCACGCCCAACUGCUUCUCCGCUGCGGUCUCCAAGCUGGCUUCCGCGAGUCUGGCGCCAUCAACCUGCUCCCCAACGGCAAAGACGCCGCCACACCCAUGGUGGCCAUCCGUUCCAUGGGGCUUGCCUUUGAGUCCCUCAUCGGGCAACAGGUCGACGGACGCCGCCAGCGCCUCGUCCCGCCCGAGUACCUCCCCAUGCUCAUCAGGAUUGCCAACGAGCGCUUCGCCGAGAACACGAAACGCAUCGAGCGGUUCCAGGUUGCGUUCCGUGAUGCCGUGACCAGCGCCUCUGCCCCGAGGCGGAACCCGGAGGGCAACGAGUGGGAAGAUGCAGCGGCGAGGCGAGAGAGGAAACGCGCCGAGGGAUUGAGAAAGAAGGCUGAACUACAGGCUGGAAAAGAGACGGACACGGGAUCGCAAAGUGAAGCUAGGGGGUCAGAUGCUGAAUUGCAACCAGGGCCGCCCCUGGGUCUAUGA